AAUUCAGUUAAAUUUCAGCAGUGAUCGCGAGAGCUUUGUCAGAUUGAAAAAAGCAAGAUUUAUGCACCCACAAUUAAUUUUCGUUUUGUGAAGUGAACUGAAACCGUGUUAUAAAGAAACAAAAAACCCAGCUAAGCAAGCCCAAGAAACCCCAAACAAAAUUGCUUAAAAUAACAACAAAAAAUGUGCAGUGCGAAAAGCAAACGGCAAAUCAUGUGAGCAACCACAAUUUAUGCUCGAGUGACAAGAACAACAAAGCGAAUUUACGUGGCAGUUCAUUUUGCCGAGAAGAUGCCAAUUGAUUUUGAUUUUCGCAAAUUAUAACGAGACAUUUAUAUGAUUUGAUAGCGAGCCAGAAAUUCGCAAACAAUUCCCGGCGACCAGGCAAGGUCAUAUCGAUUGUCAUCAGCUUCUGUCGGCACCCCACUGAACACCGCCCACCACCCACCACCCACCACCACCCCCUCAGCCACAUCGCCCCACUGGAAAGCAAACAGAGCGAAUAUGCCAAGCUUGCACAAGACAAGGAGGUUCCUGCACCAGAUGCUAAUAAUAUAUGGGCUAAUAUUUGUUUCCAGUGCAACGACACUUGACCAGGAGCCUUUGCCGGACUUGUGCGAUGCGAUUAAAUGCCCUCCGGAUGCCGAAAUGCAAUGCCCGGCGGAUAGUGCCGUUCGCCAGAACCUGGUUGCAGUGGACCUGAUUAAAUCGAAUGCCGUGGAGCUGCCCGCCCCGGGCGAUAUGUCCGCUGGCGAUGCUGUGUCCUACAACCGGAGUCUGAUAUCGGAGGAGGAUUACGUCCAUUGCUGCCUGAACCGGAAGUGUGUGUGCAAGACGUGUUACAUUCCGGACUGCGAUGUAGAAACGGACGAGGUGACGGUGGAGCUGCUGCCAGAGAAUGGUAAAACGCCCGGGCAAUGUUGCGGCACCUACGACUGCCGAACGGAGCCCAAUUGCACGGUGGUGCGGGACACGGACUACCACUGGCUGAAGCAGUGCCAGCGGUGCCAGUGCGACUCCGGACUGAAGAUUUGCCACCAGACCUGCGACGAGCGGGCCGAGGGUGUGUGCCAGUCGAAGAUUCCGGGCAUGUUCUACAAGGACGGCGAAACCUGGACGGACAACUGCCAGACGUGCGAGUGCGUGAAGGGCGAGCCCAAGUGCACAAUGUCCCUGUGCACUGGCCUCAACUGUCCCAGCGAACGGCAGGUCAAGCUGAAGGACACCUGUUGUCCGGUCUGCUGGCCCAAGUGUGCCCCGAUGCCGCAUGAAAAGCAAAACGACGACGAAUCCUACGGCGAUUAUGUCGAUGAAACGGAAACCGAGCCUGCAGAGGAGGAUCCACUGCCACCGCUGUUGCCCGAUCCCCUGCUGACCACCACUCAGACUCAGCAGAGUGCAGAGCUAAUGGACAGCACCACCACCACAACAACCACAAGCAGCACCACCACAAGCACUGCUGCACCACUGACCACCUCCAUUUGCCACAAUGCCUUUGACCAGCCGAAAGUGGUGGAGGUGGUCAACCAAACCAACUAUGUCUCCUACUGGCUAGCGGCCUACUCGGCUAUCGCCACCAUUGCAAUGAUGGCCAUGGGCUUCUAUAUUUGCAUGCAGCGUGCCAAGAAACGUUCCUACGCUCCGGUCUCCAUUCUGGACCACAGCAUCUAAUCAAGAGAUCUUUCGAAAUACUACUUACAACAAUACUAUUAAAAAGAAAAGCUAUUUAGACUAAGUAUUCCGCUCUGCCUUUUGAGUGUGACCAGGCGGAUCAAUAAAAGUGUGUAAAGGCCAGGCCUGGUCACACUAAUCAUUUUAAUCGCUUAAUUAGGAGUACCAAAUACCCAAGUCUUUCUAAUGCCUUUGCCUUUGUUUGUUUGGUAUUGAUCUCAUUUAAACUUUUCACCUUUCACUUGCAAAACAAAAACAAAAAAUUUAACGAAAGAAAAUCACACGAAAAGAUAAGCAACGAACUUCCGCAGCAGCAAAAUCAAAGUAUUCUUAUGAAAUUACGCAAAAAUAUUUAAUUACAAACGAAACAAGAGUUACUAUUACUAAACAAACGCAAAUGAUGUAUGUAUAUACUUGAUGCUUUCCCCUUCCAUGGAAAGUCUAAUUUUUUUAAACUAAACAUUUUGAUUUAAGAGAACAACCAAAUCAUAUUUAGGAGCGAGCAAAAAAGAAAAUUAAACUUGCUCGAUACACUUCGUAGUUUUUAGUUUUAGCUCUUAAUUUAGGAAGUAUGUGAUAUAUAUGCUAAUUAGCCUAUGUAAUUUGUCAACCAAGGCACGCUGCUGUUUAAAAAAAAAGAAGAAAACAGUAUUUGCAACACAAGACCCGAAAGCCCCGGAACGAAAUGGAACGCACCGCAAUCGCAGAAGGACGUUCAACUUUAGCUAAUGUCAUAACGUUGCCACAUAAAUGUAUACUAUAAAAACUUUAUUUAAAUUUAUGUUUAAUAAUAAACCAAAAUUGGUAUGCAAAGCGAAGAAAACCAAUUAAAA
Messenger RNA from Drosophila gunungcola (fruit fly), 2504 nucleotides. RefSeq lists its product as uncharacterized. The record is from RefSeq and is a predicted model, not a curated record. Gene Ontology annotation, molecular function: protein binding. NCBI's taxonomy places the organism in Eukaryota, Metazoa, Arthropoda, Insecta, Diptera, Drosophilidae.